AGGCAUGGUCCUGGGUCCUGGUUCCCUCUCAUUGACAACAGCCUUCCCGAGCCGAGGCGUUAGGUGUCAUUCCACCUGCCUGGUCCCCGGCGCCAUUUGGCUUUUGACGUGGGUCUGAGCCAAGGAAUCACGCCAGCAUCCCUGGCGGCUGCCAGCCCUGUGCUGGGCCUCCUGGCUCCCGCUCCCCGGGGCGGGUAGUGGAGCGCGCAGAGCCGCCGCGUCACCGCUGUCCUCUGGGUGGCCCCAGCGCGCACCACAGCUCUUUCAGCCCUGGAAGGUGAGGCGAGAGGAGGCUGGUGCUGAGCUCGCCAACUCCACCCGGGCCCGGCAGACAAAAGAGGCCUGCGGUGCAGCUCGCGAGGACGCGAUGGCCCGCGCGGAGGACGAGUGCUGCUGGCGUUCUGCGCUGCCCUGGUGGCCGGCGGGUGGCUGCUGGCGGCGGAAGCCCAGGACCCCGGGGCGCCCGCGGCUGGCAUGCGGCGGCGCCGGCGGCUGCAGCAGGAGGACGGCAUCUCCUUCGAGUACCACCGCUACCCCGAGCUGCGCGAGGCGCUGGUGUCCGUCUGGCUGCAGUGCACCGCCAUCAGCAGGAUCUACACAGUCGGGCGCAGCUUCGAAGGCCGGGAGCUCCUGGUCAUCGAACUGUCUGACAACCCGGGGAUCCAUGAGCCCGGUGAACCUGAGUUUAAAUACAUUGGGAACAUGCACGGUAAUGAGGCAGUUGGACGAGAACUGCUCAUUUUCUUGGCCCAGUACCUGUGUAACGAGUACCAGAAAGGGAAUGAGACCAUCGUCAACCUGAUCCACAGCACCCGAAUUCAUAUCAUGCCCUCCUUGAACCCCGACGGCUUUGAGAAGGCGGCAUCUCAGCCAGGUGAGCUGAAGGAUUGGUUCGUAGGCCGCAGCAAUGCCCAGGGAAUAGACCUGAACCGGAACUUUCCGGACCUGGACAGGAUCGUGUAUGUUAAUGAGAAAGAAGGCGGUCCCAACAACCAUCUGCUGAAGAAUCUGAAGAAAAUUGUGGAUCAAAAUGCAAAGCUGGCCCCGGAGACCAAGGCUGUCAUCCACUGGAUUAUGGACAUUCCCUUUGUGCUCUCGGCCAAUCUGCAUGGAGGAGACCUUGUGGCCAAUUACCCAUAUGAUGAGACAAGGAGCGGCACCGCUCACGAAUACAGUUCCUGCCCCGAUGACGCCGUUUUCCAAAGCUUGGCCCGAGCGUACUCUUCUUUCAACCCAGUCAUGUCCAACCCCAAUAGACCUCCCUGUCGGAAGAAUGACGACGACAGCAGUUUUGUGGAUGGAACGACCAACGGCGGGGCGUGGUACAGUGUGCCGGGCGGAAUGCAAGACUUCAAUUACCUGAGCAGCAACUGCUUCGAGAUCACUGUGGAACUCAGCUGCGAGAAGUUCCCACCUGAAGAGACCCUCAAAAGCUAUUGGGAAGACAACAAAAACUCCCUCAUCAGCUACCUGGAGCAGAUACACCGAGGAGUUAAAGGAUUUGUCCGCGAUCUUCAAGGUAACCCGAUUGCCAACGCAACCAUCUCCGUGGAUGGGAUAGACCACGAUAUCACUUCGGCUAAGGAUGGAGAUUACUGGCGAUUGCUUGCGCCUGGAAACUAUAAACUUACAGCCUCAGCUCCUGGCUACCUGGCAAUAACGAAGAAAGUGGCAGUUCCCUUCAGCCCUGCCGUUGGGGUUGACUUUGAGCUGGAGUCUUUCUCUGAAAGAAAAGAGGAGGAGAAGGAAGAGUUGAUGGAGUGGUGGAAAAUGAUGUCAGAGACUUUAAAUUUUUAAGAAAGGCUUCGAACUAAUUGCUUUAAUCUAUCUAUAAAACGUAGUAAGAUGCAACGUGGCUCUUUUAUUUUAGAUCGUGUGAAGUUACUAUUUAACACUGAUUUGUUUUCGAUCAUUUGAGCAGUAAUUGAUAUUACUUAAAUAUACGCAGACAUAAAUGUAAGGUCUUCAUCUACUUCAUUCUCUAACUGGCAUUCGCUUCUCCAUGUAGCUUUAAAAAAAUAGCUCUUUUAAUGGAAUUGGUGACAAUGUCCCCUAAUGGAUGCCAUAAAAAAGCCAACAGUAGCCUGGAGUUUUGAGCACUGUACUGCCAGAAUUGCAUAGUUCUGUAUAAGUUGUCCUGUGUCGCUUGUGCUGGUUCGCUUGUCUGAGCAUGAUCCUGUUAAUGCACUGCCUCUGGGAAGAAAAUGUACGUGUUUCAUAGUGGCUUUGAACGGAGUGAAAAACCUACUUCCGGCUUGUGCUUUAAAGAGUGGUAUUGUUUCAUUAGUCAGCCUGUUAAUGCCACUUCAGAGUCUGGGGUUUUGUCUUGAUUGCAGAUUGGCCCAGAAUUGCAUUCUGAAUGAAUAAAGGUUUUAAAAAAA
Peromyscus leucopus (white-footed mouse) is the source of this 2381-nucleotide messenger RNA. RefSeq names its product carboxypeptidase E (gene Cpe). The coding region runs from base 475 to 1797 and encodes 440 amino acids. Gene Ontology annotation, biological process: proteolysis. The record is from RefSeq and is a predicted model, not a curated record. Gene Ontology annotation, molecular function: metallocarboxypeptidase activity; zinc ion binding. The transcript is spliced from 9 exons. Lineage: Eukaryota; Metazoa; Chordata; Mammalia; Rodentia; Cricetidae.